Messenger RNA from Mastomys coucha (southern multimammate mouse), 1293 nucleotides. RefSeq names its product mucin-4-like. The record is from RefSeq and is a predicted model, not a curated record. The transcript has 2 exons. Lineage: Eukaryota; Metazoa; Chordata; Mammalia; Rodentia; Muridae. The annotation marks the transcript as partial.
UCUGCUGUCAGCAACACAUCCCUAACUACCACAGAAGUGCUCACCUCAACAUCGACAGACUCUGCUCCAGGGACCACAGCUCCGAGGAUUACUCAGAACUCUACAACGACCGUCACAAAAGUCUCAACCACAUCUUUACCACAGAAACUGUCAACAGGGUCAACACCCAGCCUCUCUACUCAGGAACUGACAACCCUUCCUCAGAGCCAACACACUGGAAUCCUGGAGACCAGCAGCCACUCUCAAAUUACCACAACCAAAGAGGUGACCACAAGUGGCCAAAAUCAGACACAGACAGGUUCCCAGAUACAACCCUCUCCUGAUGCAACAACCACCUCACAUGCUCCAAGUGUGAGCAGCUCACCUCCCAGUACAUCAGACAGGUUAUCCCCAACACCCACCACAGAGAACAUUUCCGUAGACACAGCACACACAACAGGAAUAACCACUCAAGGAUCUACACCUGCCACCACACUGGCCUCGAUGACAACUUCAUCCCAGAAAAUGUCAACAGUGUCAACAUCCAUCACCUCAACUCAGAAAUUGUCAACCCUUCCUCAGAGCCAACACACUGAAACCAUGGAGACCAGCAGCCAACCUCAAACCACCACACCCACAGCAGUGACCACAUCAACUCUUUCAGGCUCCUCAAAUGAUCAAAUUCUGACACACACAGGAUCCCAGAUAACACAGUCUCCUGAUGUAAAAACCACUUCAUAUGCUUCCAGCAUGAGCAGCUCACCUCCAUCCUCCACAGAAAGCACCUCUAUGGCCACAGCGUACACAAGGGCAAUAACUACUCAGGGUUCUACACCUGCCACCACACAGGUCUCACCAAACAGUUCAUCCCAGAAAAUGUCAACAGUGUCAACACUCAGCCUCUCUACUCAGGAAUUGAUAACCCUUCCUCAGAGCCAACCCACUGGAAGCAUGGGGACCAGCAGCCAACCUCUAACUACCACAAACUCAGAGGUGACCAGAAGUGGCCAAAUUCAGACAGAGACAGGUUCCCAGAUACCACCUUCUCCUGAUGCAACAACCACCUCACAGGCUCCUAAUGUGAGCAGCUCACCUCCCAGUACAUCAGAGAGCUUAUUCCCGACACCCUCCACAGAAAGCACCUCUGUAGACACAGCACACACAACAGGAAUAACCACUCAAGGAUCUACACCUGCCACCACACAGGCCUCGAUGACAAAUUCAUUCCAGAAACUCCCAACACUCAGCACAUCUACUCAGGAAUUAACCUCCUCUCAGACACCUCCAUGGCCACAGUGCACACAAGGGCAAUAA